Molecule: messenger RNA, 1670 nt
Organism: Oryzias melastigma (Indian medaka)
Lineage: Eukaryota; Metazoa; Chordata; Actinopteri; Beloniformes; Adrianichthyidae
Gene: foxl1
Product: forkhead box L1
Exons: 1
Coding region: 435-1412 (325 amino acids)
Biological process (GO): cell differentiation; regulation of transcription by RNA polymerase II; anatomical structure morphogenesis
Molecular function (GO): DNA-binding transcription factor activity, RNA polymerase II-specific; RNA polymerase II cis-regulatory region sequence-specific DNA binding
Source: RefSeq, a predicted model, not a curated record
UCUGUGCGAGCGGCUCGCAGCGUCACGGGUGGACGUGAUAUUUCAAACAGCACAUCAGAGCGUUUAUGUAUUGGGUGCCCGGAAAUUUUUCCAAAUAAACACAGCUUGAUUCGACCUGGGUGGGCAGACUUAUCAAGAGACUAAUUCUGUAAACAGAUGAGGGGGAAAGCCGCCGCCUGAUUGGUCGCCGCGCAGAGGAGGGGAGUUUCGGAGCAAUGAAAUUUUAAUUAAUGUGGGUGGGCUGCGAGCGCCGCCGACUGUUUAUGAUGGACAAUUUAUUUCCCGGCGCAAAGUCAACACCGCGCAGCAAACCUACAACAAUUAUUAACAUUUUUCUGGGGCCCUCAUGAGGCUGCGGACUCAUUUGGAGGCGGAGAGGCGACCCGGGAGCAGGCUCCACUUUUCCCGGAACACUCUGCGGCUCCCCGCGCGUCAUGACGCACGACCACGGCCGGCUGCCGCCGCUCGGAGGGGUUGCUCCGGCUUUCUCCGGACCCCCACUCAUUUACCUGUACGGCGGAGGGGUCGUGCCCGCCGCGCUCAGCUUCGUGCCAAACCGCCAGGAGCCCCCCCAGAAGCCCCCCUACAGCUACAUCGCCCUCAUCGCCAUGGCCAUCAAGAGCGCGCCGGGUCAGCGCGCCACGCUCAGCGGCAUCUACCAGUUCAUCAUGGACCGGUUCCCCUUCUACCACGACAACAAGCAGGGCUGGCAGAACUCGAUCCGACACAACCUGUCCCUGAACGACUGCUUCAUCAAGGUGCCGCGGGAGCGGGGCCGCCCGGGCAAAGGCAGCUACUGGACCCUGGACACCAAGUGUCUGGACAUGUUUGAAAACGGGAAUUACCGCCGGAGGAAGAGGAAGACCAAGAACCCGUCUCAGGUCCAGGACUCGAAACCUGCAGGACACAAGCGCAGCAGGGGCCCGGGGCCGUUCAGGGCCCCCCAGGACUCCCCCACACCAACACCAGCACGACAGGGAGCAGAGCGGGACAGACAGACACUUCUCGCAGAGUUUCACCACACGGAGCAGCAGCAGAACCCCGUCAUCCCCAGAACCAGAGAGUCCCCGCCCGCGCGGCGGCGCACGGACAGCCCGGAGCCGAGUCCCGCCGGGCUGUGGGCCGAACCGGACCGAAGUUCCGCCUUCAGAGACAGGGGCCCGCUCUGCGCCGUGAGCUGCACCGCCAACACGGACAAACCCAAAGAAAACGUUCCGAGAGUGGACAGGUCCAAAGGCUUCACCAUCGAGAGCAUCCUGUCCAAGCGCGAGGAUGAGGCGCGCGGCAGCAUCCAGAGCGCGCCUGCGCACAGUCCCGCCCUCAGCUCACCCCUGCAGCUCUACCACAUGGGCUUCCCGCUCUGCUCUUACCUGUCGCUCACCUGCGCUGAUGACGUGCUACGCUUCAAAUGAGCGCGCGCUUGUUUCAGUCUGUGCGCCUCACUCACGCGCUCUUAAGAUCUUCAUCAUCAUCAAAGCCAUCAAUGAACUUGUUUUAACAUUAAACAGGGAGACCAACUCAUCUGAAGUCACCUUUACGCAUGCGUGGAUAUUACUGAAAAAGCUGACAUUUUUGUAGAAAAAAAUCAUAAAAACUAUUUUUUUUCCUUCUUGAUUCAGACAAAAGUAUAAAACCUUUUACAAAAAUAUUUUUUGUAAUUUAAAAAAGAA